Molecule: messenger RNA, 1548 nt
Organism: Penicillium soppii
Lineage: Eukaryota; Fungi; Ascomycota; Eurotiomycetes; Eurotiales; Aspergillaceae
Exons: 2
Coding region: 1-1548 (515 amino acids)
Source: RefSeq, a predicted model, not a curated record
AUGUCUUACUACAAGACAGAAUACGAGCGGUUCUUGAAAAGCCCCAAGACCGCUAAAUUGGCUGGGGAUGUAUCUCUAAUCUACGUGCCUACUACUACCAAGUUCCAAAAACCCGACAAUGUGAUCACUCAUGUUUUGAAGCAACACCAUGUGGUCGAGACGAAAUCCCACAAAGUCAUCAGCGCCAUUGAAGGCUCAGAUGCACUGUGUCUGGACAUGGAAACAACCCUCGAGUUCAAGGAGGGCGGCGGGGCCUAUCUCCCCUCGCUGGAUGAUAAUUUCCUGGCCGACCGCGUCGUGACUUUCCCCACGAUUCACAUUGUCCACUUCGACACCGAACAACAAAUCAAACAAAUCCGCAUCCACUGGGACCAGGCCUCCCUCCUGAGACAAGUUGAAGUUAUUGGUGCGCGCGGACGCGCCUGGCCUAUUCGCGAUGGAAAGGAUCAAAUCCGUCUCCUCAAGACAGCUGAGGCAGAACGUUCUACAGCUGCCGUCCCAGGAUUGGAGACAGAACGUCCCGCUCGCUCUUCAUCUCCCAGCAAGCGCCACAUCAAAGAUCCCUAUUCCGCAGGAUCCCUGGAUGACCUUCUCUCGCCGAGCAAGGAAGCAGCCGAACGCGAAGCUCGCGCUGCCAAGUCUUCGUCCCCUGGAAAGAGAUACACCAAAGACCCGUAUGGAGCUGGAUCCCUGAACGAGAUCCUCUCGCCAAGCAAGCCGGCCCCUGCCCCUGUAGCACCGUUCGCGCGUUCAUCUGGCCAACCUGCCUCGCGCAACUUCAGCGAUAUCUUUCAGAAGGACGACGAUGUUCCAGAAUCGCCAUCGAGGCCGCAGCGCCGCGCACCCCGAGUCCCUGAAGAAGAUGAAUCCGAAAGUGGACCUGUCGGUGAAGAUCGCAGCUUCUACAAAAGCAAUCCCUCAAGAUUUGACCACUUCGACAUCACCGGAAACGAUACCAGCCGAGAAAUAAAGCAUGAGACUAGAUCUCAACGCUCGAACCUCUAUGCAGCCGGCCAUUGGGACUUCGGUGACGAUUACACUACCCCUGUCAAGAAUACACGCGCUCCUCGUGGUGAAGAAGUCCGCCACUUCGAUCUAAGCGAGGACGAAAGUCCCGAGAAGUUGAAGAUCAUCAAGCCCCGCCGCGACACAACGCGUCACUUCGACCUAUCAGAUGACGACAAUGACGACGGCCGCAUUAUCAGCUCAUUCGGUGGUCGCAGUAAACGUCUCUAUGAGAACCGUCUAUUCGAUGACGCAGAGGGCCAGGGCCCCAUGCCGUCCGAGCGGGAGAAGAAGAACGAGCCAUUGGCCGUUGCAGGCAAUGCAGCGAAUCGCAAGAAGAAUUUCAAUCCUCACUUCGACUUCGCCGAUGAUUCCCAGAAUACUCCCCAGCCCACUGCUAAGCAUGAUAAGGCCGUGCAGCAGAUGCAAUCUCAUUGGCACGACUAUGAUGAGUCGCCGCAUGAGAAACGUACCGGUACGACGACUGCCAUGCACAACCCGUUAACCCACAACCAGCCUAGCUGGCAUCAUGGUGACGAGUAG